Talaromyces rugulosus is the source of this 2079-nucleotide messenger RNA. RefSeq lists its product as uncharacterized. NCBI's taxonomy places the organism in Eukaryota, Fungi, Ascomycota, Eurotiomycetes, Eurotiales, Trichocomaceae. Gene Ontology annotation, cellular component: cytoplasm. Bases 1 to 2079 code for a protein of 692 amino acids. Gene Ontology annotation, biological process: L-phenylalanine catabolic process. The transcript has 4 exons. Gene Ontology annotation, molecular function: ammonia-lyase activity. The record is from RefSeq and is a predicted model, not a curated record.
AUGGCAAGCCAAAGCAAUCACCUGGUUAAGGUUCACGAGUUAUGGAAGCUCUUACGACAACGGACAAAUGAGGGCAGUUAUGAGUUGGACGGACAACACUUGCACAUUGCUGAGGUUGUAGCUACCGCGCAACAGAGCAGCAUACCUUAUCUUUCUCAAGAUCCAAAGCUCCACCGACUCUUACAGUGUAGUUCGGAUGUGCUAUUCGAUCAUCUAUCCAAGGGUUGGUAUGUUUACGGCGUUAAUACCGGAUUUGGAGGCAGUGCGGAUUCGCGCACAACCGAGGUUAUUUUACUUCAACAGUCACUGAUGCAGCUCACCCAGACUGGAAUUCUUUCCCGCUCUCCUGAUGGCUUGGCGGUCCCCGGGCAUUCUACACCACUGGGAUGGGUCCGGGCUGCAAUGGUCGUGAGGUGCAACUCUACGCUCAGGGGCCAUUCAGCCGUAUCUAUCCCUACUCUAAAAGCAAUGGCAGACUUGCUUCAACAUCGACUUACGCCUAUUGUGCCCCUCCGGGGUUCUGUAUCGGCAUCGGGUGAUUUGAUGCCCCUCGCCUACGCUGCUGGCAGUCUGGAGGGAAAUCCAGACAUUUUGCUUGAAAAAAAUGGCAAGGUUCAAGCAUCGCACUUGGCCUUAGAGGAAGCUGGACUACAGAAGAUUUCUCUCGGCCCGAAAGAGGGCUUGAGCUUAGUAAAUGGGACAUCUGCGUCCGCUGGUUUAGGUGCCUUGGUUGUGGCCGAGUCACAUUUUCUGGCACUGCUCACCCAAUUUUUGACAGGUGGAGCUGUCGAAGCAUUGCGAGGUAGCUCAGAGAGUUUCCACCCUUUCAUAGCGCAAACACGACCUCACCCAGGUCAGAUCGAGUCCGCUCGCAACAUUUACUACUUUCUCCGUGGAUCCCAUUUGUCUAGAGAUGUUCUGGAGCCCAAGAACCGAAGACGCGAAGACCUCGUGCAGGACCGCUAUUCUCUUAGAAGUGCUCCUCAAUGGAUCGGUCCCCAACUGGAGGAUUUGUUACUUGCAGAUCAACAGAUUAGCAUUGAGCUUAAUUCUUCCUGCGACAACCCACUCGUUGACAGCGAGGCUAAUGAGAUUUACUACGGCUGCAACUUUCAGGCCGCAACUGUAACAUCGGCCAUGGAAAAGGUCCGUCUGGCUUUGCAAAUGUUCGGUCGGAUUCUCUUUGCACAGAGCUCUGAAAUGAUUGACCCUAAUCUCAGUGGGGGCUUACCGGCGAAUCUGGCUGCAGAUGAUCCGAGCCUUUCGUUCACAAUGAAAGGAGUGGACAUCAACAUGGCUGCCUAUAUGGCUGAACUUUCUUAUCUCGCCAAUCCACUAAGUUCCCAUGUGCAGUCUGCAGAGAUGCAUAACCAAUCUAUCAACUCAAUGGCCCUCGCUUCCGCACGUAUGAGCUUUGACGCUAUUGAUAUCUUGACCAAAAUGAGCGCAUGCAGUGUCUAUGUUGUUUGCCAGGCGCUGGACCUCCGAUGUCUCCAUACAAAGUUUUUGACGGAAGCUGUUAAAUCCAUCGCUUUCGUUACUACGAGCCUUUUCUCUACAACCUUGGAUAGCCAACAAUUAGACUCCUUACUUGUUGCCUUGAAGACUCAUACGGAUACAGCAUGGGCAGCUUCAAGCAAAUCAGAUCUUCAGGUCCGUUGUGAAUUGCUAGUCAGCUCAGCUGUGCCCAUUGUUGUCGCCCAUGCAAAAGGAGCAGUGGCAGAGGUUGUUGAGUGGAAGGAACAGACUACAAGUGCGGUUUCUGAGACUUGGAAGACAACAUACAAAACUUUUGCAGAUGCACCACCCACUGCACAAUAUUUGGGAAAUGGGUCGGGGGUAUUAUACGAAUUCGUACGAAAUAAGCUCGGUGUUCCCUUCCACGAGGGCUUUGUCGAGCACCCUACUGCUGACAACAACACGCUGCGCGGGCGACCCAAGAAAACAAUUGGAGGAUGGAUCUCAAUCAUUCACGACAGCAUUGAGGAUCAUUCCAUAUAUGACGAAUUACUGACUCUCGUUGAAAAAGGCAUAUUGGCCUCCGAAAACGAGAAAAGCAGGACGAAUGGGGUACACUAG